AUGCGCAUCCGCGACGUGGAGAAGCCCCGCGUUCAGGUCAUGCAGCAGGAAGCGGCGGCGUUCGAGACGCUGCAGCCCAGGAGACGCCGAAUCGGAUGGGGGCACGAGGACGCCACCACCGUGGACAAGCAUUCGGCAGAGAUGUUGGCGGCUCGCCAGCAAUAUGAGAAGCGCAACACGUUCAGCGCGUGGACGAGUCUACUGAUGGCGAAGCCUAUCUCCGAGGCCAUUCAGAUCGCUAGUUUGCGCGACACCUUCGACCGCAGCGUCGCGAGCGACAUCCUCGCGCAAUGCGAGGCGGAGAACGACGAGCAUCGGAUGCCGCAGAAAGGAGCGCGCGCGCCUGCAGCCAAGCUGGGCAGGGCGUGGUCCUGUUCUUGCGGGACUAACGACAACUUCGGCUGGAGGACCCAGUGCCGGACGCGCGGCAAAGCGGCCCCGCGGCAGGGGCGGACAUUUGCCGACGUCGCCGGGGCGCCCGGCAAGCGUGAGAAGCAGUUGUCCGCGCAGUUGGCGCAGUUGCAGGAGAAGUUCGACAAGCUGGUCAGUUCGCAGGCGCCAGCUGCGCCGGCCAAGGUCGAGGCCGACGUGGACAUCCAGCAGCUGGUCAACGAGCACCAGGCGUUCCUCAAGAAGUACGGCGAGGCCAGGGCCGACCGCGACAAGGCGAAGUUGGAUGAUGCUGUGGUGCACCAGGCCGAGAGGCGCCAGGAGCAGCUGCGCAAGGCAAAGACAGCGGCGGAGGAACGGCUCAAGACGGCCCAGGAGCAGGUGGCAGCUGCUCAGGCCGCCAUGGAGGUGGACCCCGAGUCCGCAGGAUUCACGCCGGAGGAGCAGGAGGAGAGGAAGUGCCUCGACUUGUGGAGCUUCAACGGGCCCAGCUGGGGCACUCUCAAGGAUCGCAUCCUCGACGCCUCGGGGACGCGGCAGGUGCUCGCCGUGCAGGAGCACCACUUGGCCCAGAACAAGUUUGAGGGCGUGCGCCAGUCCAUGCUGAGGCAGGGCUGGCAGCUGGAAGGGCAGCCUAGCGGCGAGCACGAGGCAGUGGGGCCCUUCACCGGCCAGGCCGCGGCCACCGCGGAGCGCGCCAGGGCGUCUAACUUCAGCCGCCGGGAAGGCCGCGCGAGAGGGCCGCGCACGGGGCCACGGCUGGACCGCGCGCUGCGGCAGAUCCUCCGCCAGCACGCGGCCAACGACGGAGCUGACGCCGCAGGGGGGCUCGCGGCUCAGCUUAGGACCGCCCUCGCGCUAGAGCGGCAGCUCGGGCGGGCGCAGAGCCAGGCCGGGGCCAACGUAGAGGCGGACGUUAUCGACCGCGCGGCGAAGCGCGAGCCGCUGGUGGAGCCCGAGGACGACGCGCCCCAGGGGGGCACGAGAGAGUCGGAGCGGCUGAGCUUCCACGACUAUCGGCGGGUUCGCAUGUGUAGCGCGAUACGAUGGAGCCGCUUCUAUCGGACAAUGGCCCCGCGACGGGGGCAAGUGCGGAUGUACCCGAAGAAGAAGAACGACACGAGUGGGAUCUACGUGAAGCUGGACCACGCCCUCUUGGUGGGCGGCAUCAAGCGGACGGGCGUCCUGGAGAAGGCCUGGGAGAGGCCAUUCGAGGCCGAGCUGUAUCUGUCCAACGCUCACGGCUAUGGAGCCUCCUUGUCCUGGUUUCGCUCUGGGCUAGCUGGCGCGUGGAGCUCAUGGAGCUGUGGGUCGACGGUGGGUUUCGCCAUCUUCUCCGGGGGAGUGGCCGUCUGUGGCAACCUGUGGCGGCGGAUGCGAUGGGUGAUGGAGGAGCUCGAGGAUGGCCACCACUCGCUCCUCGUAGCCGACUACGUCCGAGGCGACUGGCGCGACCUCUACCUAGGCGGCAGGCUCGAGAGUUCCAUCAUGAUCUUCACCGCGACUGUGGCCCUCGGGCCAAGUCUCUGGAGUUGCUGCCAGCAGAUGUCAUCGCCACGGCUAGCGGGGGAAACGCCUCCAGGGAUCGACAUGGACAGCGACGGGGAGGCGGGCCCCUCCAGGGCGGGUUCGUCGGACGAGUCGAUGCCAGCCAAGGGCAUGCAGGAGAGGCAAGCCACGGGGAGCAGCCUGUUCGACAAGAUCGUCCAUCCACGGUCGGGGUCGCGUCGUGCCCGCAUGAGCGGGAUGAUCGACUGGUGGAAGCGUUUCGAGGACACGAGCAAGGCGGACAAGGCCUCGCAGGGAUGCCAGCACGCACAGGCCGCGUCACCCACGGCGGCCACGUCGGGUGCUACGACGUGUCCUUCCAUCGACCUGGGAACAGCGGAGACGCUGGUGGGCGCGGGGGGAAGCCCCGAGCCGUUGAUGAAGGUAUGUUGGGGCCCCAGGGAGCAGGCGUUGGUCGACCUCAGGAAGAUCGAUGCGCUGUCCACCGUCACCCGCCUUGCGGGCCCCACCUCCUCCGUGGCGCAAGAGCUGCGGGUCAAGACCUACGGGGCGAACGUCAGCUUGGGCAGGUCGGAGGCCUCGCCCGAGAUCACCCAGACGGCGAGGUACGAGAACCUGGGCGCCCGAGUCUACGCGCUGAUGCGGGUGUUCGAGGACGUGGCAGGCAUCAUCGACGGGAAGCAGCCUCGGGACAGCGGGGCCGACAAGUGGACGUCCAGGGUGUUCGGGGACCCCACAGACGAGCUGGACUGGAGGUCUCUCACGGAGGGCGAGGAGGCGCUCACGAUAGUGGGGCGCUACUCGACGGCCAGGCUGCAGCAGAGGGUUCUUCAACAUACGUAUCCGCAGAUGGAGGGCUCGGACGCGGCAACGGAGGAGGACGAGAAGACGGGGGGAUGGCCGUUCCUCGAGACCGAGACCCUCUGCCGGGCUGGCCGCUGCUGCCAUGGGCGCUGGGCCGUCGGCCACGUGGGAGCGGGCGACACCGCUCCAGAGGGCUACUUCGAGGAGGGCGUGGUGGUCUCCGUCGACGCGGGGGAGUCUGCUCGCCCGCCACCAGAGACCAACCCUGCCAGGACCGUGGACAUCUGCCCGCUCGUCACCGAGGACCUCUCCGACGGUACGGGGAGGAUGCCACGCAAGCCUUACCCCGCCAUGGAAGAGGAGCUGAAGGGCCCAAGGGUCCACCGAGAUUCGUCUUUCCGAUCGAGGACAUUUCUUCCCAUCCUGGUCGAGAAGCCCUGGGAGGCAAGGAUGCUGAGGACCACCGACGAGCUGGUCGAGGGCAUGCCGCUCUUCGGGGUCAUCCAGAAGUGCGAGCGGGAGGAGGCGGACCCCCUCGGCCCCGUCAGGUGCCAGGUCCGCGCCAUCUGGGACUGGUGGCGGGCCAACCUCCCCUGGCAGACGCCCAUGCACGGGCCCCUGGGCAGCUCCACGACCCUGACCAACCUGGACCUCUCCUAUCUCGGCGAGGCGGACGUGGUCUACACAGGGGUGGGCGAUACCCUCGACAGGUUCGACCGCUUCGAGACGCCGCCAGAUGUCUGGCUCUACUUUGUCUUGGAGGGGCUGCCCCUCCACGGGUUCUUCGACUACAUGAGGGUCUUGGUCAAGGGCCGACCGCGGCUCCUGCCUCUGGCCUACUCCAGGCCGAAGGCUCUCACGGCGCGCAGGCUCUGGGUGGAUACCGGGGAUGCGCGCCUGGUCUACGGGGCUCCGACGCACCAGUUGAUCGGGCCCGUCGAUUUCGAGUCAGGGAGCUGGGCGUACAUGGACGACUACGCGGUCGUGGCCUCGUACGCCAGCGCGCGGCAGCCAGUGAGCGAGGUCAUGAAGAGGCGAGGGGAUCGAGUCGUGGGGCGCGGUCCUUUGAUGCCGACCUUACACUGUCUCGGCCAAAAUCGAUCGCACUUGUGGCCUGACUCUGGCGGCGCUGGGGCUGGCGGUGCGGACAUGCUGGACCCCGGAGCCACCGUGAAGCUGUGGGCGUGGGCGGCCAUCUCUCAGCGCAUGGGCCUCGCCAUCCGCGACAGUAUCUACCGCGAGAUGAGGCGCCCAGAGACCGCCAGGACGCCGUUCUGCCUACCAGACGCGGCGAGGUGGGGGCUGACGACGAUGGCCUACUGCGCCACGUUCAGGCACACGGAUCUCGAGGCGCCCUGGCUCUCGCAGGUGUCUAUGACGGGCAUGGCGGACUCCAAGGACAAUGGCCACGGGGUUGCAGUCACCGAGGCCUUGCUGGAGGAGAUCAGGACGGCCACGGGCUACACCGAGAUGAGAGGGUGGACGAUCGCCACCGACGUCUGGGCCCCCCACGUUGGGGGGUGUGCCUACGACGUGGACGAGCUCGCCGAUGCGUCGGCUACACCUCCGCUGCGGGUCCGUCGGGGGGUCAACCAGGCGCUCUACCUCUUCGCGGGCAGGCGCCGAGAGGGGGAUCUGGAGGUAGCCAUCUACACGAAUGCGGAGUGCGACGGCUACGACAUCCAGAUCUGGUCCAUUGACUCGGUGAUCGAGCCGAAGCACGACCGCCCCAACGACGAGCUGGUCAGCGCGAUUCUGGGUCAGAUGCGCGACGGGCACUUCCACGCAGUGAUUGCCCUGCCGCCAUGUUCCACCUGGAGUCGAUCGUGCUUCCUGAAAGAGAGGCCCAGGCCCCCGCGGACGCGCCUCGAGCCUUGGGGGCGGAGCGACAUACUAUUCGCCACCUUCGAGCACCUCCGCCUGGACCCUGGGGCGCGCCUCCUGCUCACGGCCAUGCAGGCGGUCCGCGGGGUCUGCCGAACUGGUGGCCUGUGCUUGACGGAUCACCCCGCGGACCCAGAGGAGGACCUGUACACGUCUGUCGGGAACCCCCCCGAGAGGGCCUGCUUCGGCGAGGAGGCGGGCGGCCAGAUCCAUCAGAUCGACCAGGGCUGCUACGGAGCUUCGCCGAUGGAGUCGACCAUGAAGGGCAUCUUCGGGGUCUACGACGACGCACUGGACCUCGCCGUGGGUCGUCUCCGCCCGAGAGGAGAUAAAGGGCCCCGAUCCAGCGUGCUCGCGGGCCUCUCCAGCUACGACGACAUUCGGGCCGCCGAGGCGCGGGACAACUACGAGAAGGAGACGUACCUGGGCAUCCGCGAGGGCGGCUCCACAAGGCGAUUCACCCGCCUCGUGCCGGACGUGAUCACGGCACAGCGGGCCCCGAAGGUGCGGGAUAUUCUUAGCUGCCGCGCCGACAAGGGUUGGGAGCUUCGGUGCAAGAGCGCCAUGGGCCACGCCCUGGCCGACUACAGGGACAUGAAGUGCUACCGAGACCGCCCGUGGCCGGAGGAGGCCAUCUUCGCCAUCGCCGAUUACGUUCUGGAGGGGGGGUUCCUGGACGAAGCCAUCGGGGCCCUCAUGCAGUACGACUCCUACGGGCAGGAGCGGGACGGCCUGGAGGCCGAGACCUCCCGAACUGGGGGGGGCCGCACCAACUACAGCAAUCAGCAGAGGCAGCUGGUCGACAGCAACAAGACGAACUUGACGAUGAAGAAGGUGAAAGAGGUCGCCACGGAGCUCGCGACAACUGGAUGGUGGAGAAAGCACAGCGACAUGCCAAGCGGGGGCGCCCGAGAGCGGAGCCAGGCGCGAAAGGUCGCCAGCGCCAAGCAGCAGCUGCCACGCCCUCGGCUCAGUGGCGAGCGCCCGCCCAUGCCGCCCAUGGAGCUCAGCUGCCCCAGGGAGGCAACCCGGGGCUUCAGGCCCACCGCGGACAUCGGGGUGGACUGGUGGCACCCCAGCAUGCCGAGAGGAGUGCCAGGCGACGGCCUGCAGCAGAUUCUCGACAUCUUGCACGCGGUGGAAAGAAAGCUGAUCUGGCUGGAGCUGGCCUCGACAUGCGCCGCGGAGCACAGCAGGGCCUGGGACUGCACCUCCGGCGGGCGGGCCGCCGAGGACGCGGCCUUGGCGGCGCUGCUGGCGCGCGAGGGCGACGACGACCACGGCGUCGACCUGAGACCCUGGCGGCUGCAGGCGCAGGGGCGCCUCAGCCAGGCCGCCUGCACCGCGGCGGCGACCAUUGCGGGCAGCAUGUUCUCGGCGGCGUUGCCCAGGGUCAUUAUGGCCAGCACUAUCGGCGGCCACGCGCUGCAAUGCCCGCAGCCCAAGUGGCGGGCUUACGUGGGCGACCUCAGCAUCGGGCAGACAGGCGAGCAGCAGCAGCUGGCUAAGAUGACGCCUGCGGCGCUGGACAAGCGCCGAGGUGCCUGGGGCUGCCGGAGAGGCGCCUCCAAGUCCUCGGGCGAGCAGCAGGGCGCGCUCUGCCGGGGCACGGAGCCGCAGCGCGGACAGCUGGCGCCCGCACCUCACCUGGUCAUUAUACAGACGCAGUUCCACACCAAUGGCGGCGACGCGCAUGCGAGGAACGCGGCGCGGCGCAACGCGGUGUCAGGCCCCUGGACACAGGCCCUGCCGUUCGAGGUCGGCCUCGUUGACUCGCCGUUGUGCAGGGCGUGCGGCGCAGCGCCUGGCGCGCUGCGUUAUCGAUAUUUCUGCCGCAAAGCUCGUCGGGGGGCGCGGCAGAAGGCGCCUGCUGAGCGGCAGCGCGCGGCUGCGACGCAGCCCGGUUCGUUGCCGUGGACUGCAGACCUGGCGCGGCCACUGGAGGCCGACUGGCGCUUCGAGAGCACCAAUGAAGACCAGCACUACGCGCGGCGGCAGCAGAGUGCAAAUGGCGAGGGGGACGUGCCAAAUUCUCUUGUCCCGCGGGCGGCGGGCUCGUCGUCGCCGUCUGGCUUCGAGCGCCCUGGAGAUGGCCGCCAAGGUGCGCCGUCGCCUCCACGAUCUGGCCAGGAUUCGGCCCGCCUGGAGGACGGCCUCGUAGGUCCAUCGUCGUCGGGGGGCCAGGGCCAGCAGCGAGCUCCCGAUACGAGCAUGGGCGAUGACGAGUGGGGCCCACUGCAGGAAAUGGAAGAGGACAUGGAGAAUGCGCGCGACCGCGACGACCCCUACUGGGAGGUGGAGCGACCUGCCGUACUUAUGGACACGGUGGCCCUGGCGAAGACCGAGUCGCAGCCGCGGGUUUUCGACAGCACGGGACUUCCGGGCAUGCUGCGCCGGGCGCUGCGCCACGUGGCACCGCUCUGCAUCAUCCACGCGGACCACGAGGACAUCGUGGACGGCAUCGGCAGUGGCCAGGCCUGGCGCGUCUCGGCCCAGAGCCGCACGCCGACAUGGCGCUGCAUCUGGGCCAAGCUGGGGGGCCAGGGCCUCGACGACACCAGCGCGCGCCACGCGGAGGCCCACGCGGCGCCGCGAGUUUGGUGGGCCCUUGACGAGGAAGACCGACGGGUGGCGAAGGGCAACGAGGAAGCGCAUUCGUUGACCAAGGAUGGCGCAGCAAUUGGCGCAGGUUUCGGCAAGGGGAAGGCCCUCGAGAACCCGCGCCGCGAGAUCCGCUGGGCGCCGCGCAACCUCGGGCGGUGGCGCAUCGCCGUGGAGGAUUGGGCCGACGCGGGCCCGAAGCCGGGGCGCCCUCGCCCACCUGAGGCAUGCCAGCCAGUCUUGUACGCGUCGAAUCACACGCUGGUGGAGACCGGCCAGUGGUUUCGCUGCGCCACCUGCGGCAGGUCGGCCCAGGCCCUAG
Molecule: messenger RNA, 7510 nt
Organism: Prorocentrum cordatum
Lineage: Eukaryota; Dinophyceae; Prorocentrales; Prorocentraceae
Source: the annotation of a GenBank genome assembly